Molecule: messenger RNA, 870 nt
Organism: Entamoeba invadens IP1
Lineage: Eukaryota; Evosea; Mastigamoebida; Endamoebidae
Product: protein phosphatase 2C, putative
Exons: 1
Coding region: 1-870 (289 amino acids)
Biological process (GO): protein dephosphorylation
Molecular function (GO): cation binding; protein serine/threonine phosphatase activity
Source: RefSeq, a predicted model, not a curated record
AUGUCCGAAGCCACACCCGAAGCAACACCAACCCUUGUUCAAACGCAAUCAACACAACCAACUCCAUCGCAACCACAACAAAGUGUCGCAACACAAAACCAACCACUUACUGUUGAGAAAUAUGUUGUUGCGUCGGAAAAAAAUUACCCGAGACGCCGAACAAUGGAAGACGCACACUUCAUUAUGGACCCCCUUGUUGAACUGAAUGGCCACAUCUAUUCGUUGUACUGUAUAUUUGAUGGGCAUGGUGGGAGAACAGCAUCACAACACGCAGCUAAGAUAGUCGGAGGGAUGGUGACGGAGAUAUUAAAGCGCGACAUCGCAAUAGAAGAAAAAAUUGAAGAUAUCUAUGCGGAGCUCGACCUCAGUAUCAAAGAUAACAAAAUCGAUUACCCCGGUUCGUGCGCUUUGAUGUGCAUCAUUGACAAAUUUGGUGACAAGCGCACGAUUUACAUGUCGAAUGCCGGAGACUCAAUGGGUUACAUUCUGUCAACAAGCGGAGUGACGUGUAUGUCUGAGGAACACAACACAAAAAACUCAGAAGAGAUCACACGAUUACAAAACUCUGGAGCUCUUAUCAUGUCUGGGAGAGUGAAUGGAGUUAUUGCAGUCACUCGCGCACUUGGUGAUCAUUAUAUUAAACAGUGGAUAGUCUCUGCGCCUUAUAUGAAAGCUGCUGAAGUCACCAGUGACAUGAAAUAUAUAGUAUUAGCAUGUGAUGGCCUGUGGGAUGGGAUUAAUGCUGAAAAAGUCAAGGAGGUGUUAGAGACUGAAGGGGUACAGUUUGAGGCGGUAGCGAAACAACUCACUCAACUUGCGAUUUCGAAGGGGUCAACAGAUAAUAUCACCGUCAUUGUUAUUAAGUUAUAG